Rhodotorula toruloides NP11 is the source of this 2733-nucleotide messenger RNA. Its product is annotated as coatomer protein complex, subunit gamma. The transcript is spliced from 12 exons. The coding region runs from base 1 to 2733 and encodes 910 amino acids. Gene Ontology annotation, molecular function: structural molecule activity. NCBI's taxonomy places the organism in Eukaryota, Fungi, Basidiomycota, Microbotryomycetes, Sporidiobolales, Sporidiobolaceae. Gene Ontology annotation, biological process: protein secretion; intracellular protein transport; intra-Golgi vesicle-mediated transport. Gene Ontology annotation, cellular component: Golgi membrane; endoplasmic reticulum-Golgi intermediate compartment; COPI vesicle coat. The record is from RefSeq and is a predicted model, not a curated record.
AUGUCCGGCUAUAAGAAGGACGAGGAGAGCGGCGUUGGCUCGUUCUUCCAGGACAAGACGACCGUCAUUCAGGAGGCACGCGUGUUCAACGAGACGCCGAUCAGCCCCCGCAAGUGCCGCAUUCUCUUGACCAAGAUUGUGUACCUCCUCUAUGUGGGCGAGACCUUCGGCACGCAGGAGGCGACGACGCUCUUCUUCGGCGUCACCAAGCUCUUUCAGCACAAGGACAGCGCCUUGCGACAGAUGGUCUACCUGGUCAUCAAGGAGUUGUCCGGCAUCGCGGAGGAUGUCAUCAUGGUUACGUCGUCGAUCAUGAAGGACAUGCAGCCGAACCUUGAGGUCAUCUACCGCCCGAACGCCAUUCGCGCCUUGUGCCGGGUCAUUGACGGCUCCAUGAUUGUCGGUCUCGAGCGCUUCUUCAAGGCCGCCAUCGUCGACCGGAACGUCUCGAUCGCAUCCGCCGCCCUCGUCUCCUCGUACCACCUCCAGCCCAUCGCGCGCGACGUGAUCAAGCGCUGGGCGAACGAGGCGAACGAAGCCGUGCAGAACAAGUCGUCGUCCUUCUCCACGUACGGCGGACAAGGCUACGCCACUGGCCCGACGAGCUCGAUCAUCCAGUACCACGCGCUCGGCUUGCUCUACCUCAUCCGCCAGGGUGACCGUAUGGCUGUCACCAAGAUGAUUCAGCAGCUCGCUGGCGUCAAGGGCUCGGGCGGAACCCUCCGCAACCCGUAUGCGAUCUGCAUGGUCAUUCGCUACGCCGCCAAGGUCAUGGAGGAGGACCCCAACGUCCAACGCGCCAUGUACGACCUCAUCGACGGCUACCUGAAGCACAAGAGCGACAUGGUCAACCUCGAGGCGGCACGCGCGAUCUGCGAGAUGAAGAACGUCAGCGUGGCCGAGCUGCACCGUCCUAUCUCUGUCCUCCAGCUCUUCCUCUCCUCACCCAAAGCCGCCCUCAAGUUCUCCGCCAUCCGCACCCUCGCCAAGCUCGCGCAGACCCACCCGAACGCCGUUGCUGCCGUCAAUCUCGACAUGGAGAAGCUCAUCAACGACGACAACCGCAGUGUCGCGACCUUUGCCAUCACCACCCUUCUCAAGACCGGCAACGAGGCCUCCGUCGACCGCCUGAUGAAGCAGAUCUCGGCGUUCAUGUCAGAGAUCUCGGACGAGUUCAAGGUCAUCGUGGUCAACGCGAUCCGCGCCCUCUGCCUCAAGUUCCCCGCCAAGCAGUCGGUCAUGCUCACCUUCCUCUCGGGCGUCCUCCGCGACGAGGGCGGCUACGACUUCAAGCGCGCCGUUGUCGAGGCCAUCUUCGACAUGAUCAAGUUCAUCGCCGACUCUAAGGAGGCCGCCCUCGCCCAACUCUGCGAGUUCAUCGAGGACUGCGAGUUUACCAAGCUCUCGGUCCGCAUCCUCCAUCUCCUCGGUGUCGAGGGCCCCAAGUCACCGCAGCCGAGCAAGUACAUCCGCUACAUCUACAACCGCGUCAUCCUCGAGAACGCCAUCGUCCGUGCCGCUGCGGUGUCGUCGCUCGCCAAGUUCGGCAUCAACGUCGCGGACAAUGCGGUCAAGCGCAGCAUCAAGGUCCUCUUGACUCGCUGCCUCGACGAUGUUGACGACGAGGUUCGCGAUCGUGCGGCCUUCAACCUCAAGCUUAUGCAGGACGAGCCGCUCGCCAACACCUUCGUUCGCGAUGACUCCACCUUCUCCCUCGACACCCUCGAAGCACGGUUGACCUCAUACAUGGCCGACUCGUCCGCGCUCGAGCAGCCCUUCGACUUUACUGCCGUCCCCAAGAUCAGCAAGGAGCAGGCGCUUGAGGCUGCACGGCAUUCGCGCAAGGACGCGAUUGACUCGGUUGCGAUGGCUUCCGAAGCGAGCGGCGUCGCAAGCACCUCUGCCGCCGUCCCAUCCGCGAGCGAGACCCAGUCGGCGUACGAGAAGCAGCUCACCGAGGUGCCCGAGUUUGCCAGCUACGGCCCGGUCUUCAAGAGCACGCGCAAGCCUGUCGAGCUCACCGAGCGCGAGACCGAGUAUGUAGUCUCGGCCGUCAAGCAUGUCUUUGCCGAGCAUGUCGUCUUCCAGUUCAACGUCCGAAACACGGUCGACGCCGUCCACCUCGAGAACGUCGUCGUCGUCAUGCAGCCGUCGGAAGAGGCGGAUCUCACCGAGGAUUUCAUCAUUCCCGUCGCCUCUCUCGGCCCGAACUCGGACGGCGUCGUCUACGUCUCGUUCACCCGAAACAACCCGUCUACCUACGCGACCGGUUCGUUCGGCAACACCCUCCGCUUCCUCUCGAAGGAGAUCGACCCGGACACGGGCGAGCCCGAAGAGGACGGCUACGACGACGAGUACUCGCUCGAGGAGCUCGACCUUGGCGCGGCGGACUACAUCGUGCCUUCCUAUGCGGCGUUCGCGACCGAAUGGGACCGCCUGCGAAGCGGAGCGACGGCGCAAGAGACGUUUGCGCUCACGGCGCUCGACAGCCUCAAGACGGCGUGCGACUCGGUCAUCGAGAUUCUCGGCAUGGAGGCGCUGGGAGGUACCGAGGCGCCUACGUCGCCGACGGUGCACACGCUGAACAUGUCUGGACUCGUCGCGGGCGGCGGCGGAAAGGUGUUGGCGCGGGCGAGGAUGACGUUCCAGACGGGCAAGGGCGUGACGAUGGAGCUGACGGUGCGGGCGGAGCAAGAAGGCGCCGCGCAGCUCGUCGUCAACGCCAUCGCAUGA